CUCUGUCUAUGGUUUGGUUCAGGCGAGCAUGUGUGAAUGUAACAACAGAAGCAUUCAUUUGAACUUGUCUCCCAGACUCAAGGGGUUAUGGCUUCCCGUUCUCUUGAAACCUCCAGUCCGCAUGUGUCCAGAAUUCAGACGGCCCUCCACAAAGGAGCACCCUGCCCACUGGCUAACUGCAAUGGCAUGAGGCUUCCAGGAACCCAUCCCUACCCCUUCCCAGUUGCUGACCAUGGAUACCUCUGCCCAGGGUCAGCAGGAGAUCUUGUUGGCAGUGUGGACCGAUUCGAACCAGAGCCUCACUUGCCCAAAGCAUGGGAAUGCCAGAGACUGCCUAAGGUGCAAGAGCCAAGACAAGAAGAGACAUGGACAAUAAAGUCCCGGUUCAUCUCCUUCAUGAAGGUCCCAAUGCUGCUUUUAUUUCUCUACAUGUUUGUGUGCUCCCUGGAUGUCCUUAGCUCAGCCUUCCAGUUGGCAGGAGGCAAAGUCGCUGGAGAUAUUUUCAAGGACAACGCUAUUCUGUCAAACCCAGUUGCUGGGCUAGUGGUGGGGAUCCUGGUGACUGUUCUGGUUCAGAGCUCCAGCACAUCAACGUCUAUCAUUGUCAGCAUGGUAUCCUCAGGAUUAUUUUCAGUAGAAGCUGCCAUUCCUAUUAUCAUGGGCUCAAACAUUGGGACCUCAGUCACAAAUACCAUAGUAGCGCUAAUGCAGGCUGGAGAUAGGAAUGAAUUUAAGCGUGCGUUUGCUGGUGCCACAGUCCACGACUGCUUCAACUGGCUCUCUGUGCUGGUGCUGCUGCCCCUCGAGGUUGCCAGCGGGCUCCUGUAUCACCUCACUGUGAUUGUAGUGGAGACUUUCCAGAUCCGGAGCGGAGAGGACGCUCCUGAGCUGCUGAAGAUCAUCACUGAGCCUUUCACAAAACUCAUCAUACAACUGGACAAAUCUGUGAUCACAGGCAUUGCGACUGGAGACGAGAGUCUGAGGAAUAAGAGUCUGGUGAAGGUGUGGUGUAGGACCAGCGUCUCUGUGUCCUCUCUGAAUGUCACAGUGAGCACUCCCUUGAACUGCACCUCAUCUGAACUCUGCUGGACAGAGGGAGACACAACCUGGACCACGGUUAACCAGACACUGGAUACCCAUACUGAUAAAUGUAAUCACCUCUUUGUGAAUUCCGGCAUGCCAGACUUGGUGGUGGGGCUCAUUCUGUUAGCUGCCUCACUGGUGGUUCUCUGCACCUGCCUGCUGCUGCUGGUCAAGCUGCUCAACUCUGUCCUGAAGGGGCAGGUUGCUAAAGUGAUCCAGAAAGUCAUCAACACAGAUUUUCCAUAUCCAUUUGGGUGGCUGACAGGAUACCUGGCCAUGGUUGUAGGAGCAGGGAUGACAUUCAUCGUUCAAAGCAGCUCAGUGUUCACGUCUGCCAUCACCCCACUUAUUGGUAUUGGUGUGAUUAGUAUUGAACGUGCCUAUCCACUCACUCUCGGCUCCAAUAUUGGCACCACCACCACUGCCAUUCUCGCUGCCCUGGCCAGUCCGGGGGACAAGCUGGCAGCAGCUUUUCAGAUUGCUCUCUGCCAUUUCUUCUUCAACAUCUUUGGUAUCCUCCUGUGGUACCCCAUCCCUUGCACACGCUUGCCCAUCCGUAUGGCCAAGACCCUUGGGGAGCGCACCGCCAAGUACCGCUGGUUCGCAGUGCUCUACCUGAUCAUUUGUUUCCUCCUUCUGCCUUCGCUGGUCUUCGGGCUCUCCAUGGCUGGGUGGCAGGUCAUGGUGGGAGUAGGAGCUCCCUUUGCAGGGAUCUUGGUUUUCAUCGGCUUCAUCAACUGCCUUCAGACCAGAAGCCCAGACCACCUGCCAAAGAAACUGCAGAGCUGGGACUUCCUCCCCGGAUGGAUGCAUUCUCUGAAGCCAAUGGACACAUUCAUCACCAACGCCACGCUGUGCUGCACAGACCAUUGCAGCUUCUCAAAGGAGAGUGACACCCAAGACUUGUGUGCAUUCCCAGAGAAGUCUCCCCAGGGGAAAGACAAGCUAGCUUAUGAGAACCCAGCCAUUGCCUAUCUGGAUGAGAGCCCAACAGCCACCCCUGUGCUGACCCUCCGCGGACUUGAGAGGCAGAAAAGCACACAGCUUUAGGUGAUGGGUUACAGAGUAGAUUUGUUUUUCAAUGUUAUUUGAUCAAUCUUUACUAGUUUGACUGCACACUGUUUUAACAGGAUCCCAGCCAAAGGCAUGUUUGUAUACAAAAGAACCAAUUGAUUCUCCUGUGGUUGUGAAUGGCAGGUAGUUUUUUUUAGACAUUUGUUAAAUAGGAAAGUGUAUGUUUUCUUUUUUAUGAUUGUUUGUAUUGUGCUAUAACAUUAAUAAAAAGAAAAAGCAGGAACUGAAAAAGGGUGCCAGGUUUCCAAUAUUCUUGGCUGGGAACUACAGAACGCUGCAGUUGCCUUUGUUCUCUGCAGGGUUAAGGGGAAAAAAGUUAUCUUGGGCAGGUUUGCUUUAGCGACCUCUACUGGUCAGUCAGAAACUCCCUUGCCUUAGAAUCUGUGGGUGAAGGAAGGCAGUUGACUUGACGACUAGAACGGAAGUUGUCCGCUGAUCUUCAGUCCUGCGGAUCGAUAAGUGGGUGGCAGCAUGAAUUAACACAAAAAAGUAUUCAUCAACUUACAAAAAGUCAAUUUUGUUUUCAGAAAUGCAACAAGACUGCUGCAGAUUAGCUAUUAUACUUCUAAAAUCUCCCAGUUCAUAAUUUAGACGAACGAUCCCCAGGGAAUCCCAGUUGAGUUUAAUAGUUACAUAUUACCUUUGAUAGCUUCAUCAGUGCUGUGCCUUUUGUAAUCAUAUGAGCCAUCAAGGUCUCUAGUGUGUCAGUCGACAGGAUAACUGAUGAGUCCCUCAUAGCAAUAGAAUAAGUGAAAGGUCAAUAGAGGCAGCUGUACAGUUCAGAUCUGAUUUGUGGCUGACCGACUUUAUGAUAAACUGUACCUAAUAGCAGGCACCUCCAUGGCAAACAGUCUAAUUCAUCUCGGGCUCAAUGAUCCGACAUUUUUCAACUUGCUCACACAUUUAUUGGGCUAAAUUUGAACAUAUUGAAAUUGUCUGUCUACAGUAACCAUUUUUCUAUCAACUUCAAAGUUAAAAUAUUCAAAUAUAUGUCAUCUUAGCAAUACUAAUACAACAUGAUGGGUGUUUUUUUGGGGUGUUCAUAAUACAAUAUUGUCAGACAUUGCAGUCACACAAUUCAAAGACUGCACAAAACUCAAGAGCAGUCUUGUUUAGUCUCUUUAUUUUUUAAACGGUGCUAUAAUAUUUUUUUGGGAAAGGUAACAUUUCAACAGUUUUGGUUAUCAAGUACAAGUAUUACUAGUAGUAUCAUUCCUGUAAUGUCAGUAGUAAGUAAAUAUGAUUUGUUCUUUUUUGACCAUGUGAUUGCAUUAGGGGCAGCAGUGUGGAGUAGUGGUUAGGGCUCUGAACUCUUGACCGGAGGGUUGUGGGUUCAAUCCCAGAUGGGGGAUACUGCUGCUGUACCCCCAACUGUAUAAAUGGGUAAUUGUAUGUAAAAAAUAAUGUAAUAUCUUGUAACAAUUGUAAGUUGUCCUGGAUAAGGGCGUCUGCUAAGAAAUAAAUAAUAAUUAGGGUUAGACUGUACUUUGUAUCAAUGACUAUAUUAUUUUAAUAGCAUUACAUUGUAUACAUGGUUGUAGAACUCAAUGUAUCUGACAAAAGUCAACAAUAAAAGCUCUGUUACAUCUUUCA
Acipenser ruthenus (sterlet) is the source of this 3750-nucleotide messenger RNA. RefSeq names its product sodium-dependent phosphate transport protein 2A. The record is from RefSeq and is a predicted model, not a curated record. Gene Ontology annotation, molecular function: sodium:phosphate symporter activity. The transcript is spliced from 13 exons. Gene Ontology annotation, biological process: sodium-dependent phosphate transport; intracellular phosphate ion homeostasis. Gene Ontology annotation, cellular component: brush border; vesicle; apical plasma membrane. Lineage: Eukaryota; Metazoa; Chordata; Actinopteri; Acipenseriformes; Acipenseridae. The coding region runs from base 88 to 2133 and encodes 681 amino acids.